This is a messenger RNA of Rhizophagus irregularis DAOM 181602=DAOM 197198, 999 nucleotides long. NCBI's taxonomy places the organism in Eukaryota, Fungi, Glomeromycota, Glomeromycetes, Glomerales, Glomeraceae. The record is from RefSeq and is a predicted model, not a curated record.
AUGAAGAGCGAUGGAAUCAGUUUUACAAAUACAAAGCAAGCCAUUAUAACAAAUACUUCUUCUAUGGCUGAGCAAGAUUUGUUUCCUAUAGUAACAAAAAUUCUUGAUAAAUAUCUUACUGAACCUAUUAAUAAUACAAUUAAGACAGAAAUAUCUCAAUAUUUAUUUGUUACUGCAAAUAUGAUUGAACUCAAUAACGAAGAAUUAAAUUGUGAGCAGGAAAAUCCUCAUAAAUUAUCAGAUGGUUUUAUUGAAGAUCAAUUUGACGCACAUUUUAUUACACUUCAGGCUAUGAUCGAAGAAAUAGGACAAGAAGAAGUAUUAGAAAUAUGGAAAGUUGUAGAUAUACGAAGUGAAAGAAAAAAUCAUGUACAUUUCGUUAUUAUUGUCAAUGCAAUAUUCUACCUGUGUUCUUGUCUCAAGUCUAUCUCAAAGGGAAUAAUAUAUCGUCACUAUUUUCGUGUUAUGAUGAAUUUCAAAAUCGCAGCAUUUCACAUCAGCAUGAUACCUCAGAGAUGGUAUAAAAAUCUUUACCAAGAUGAGACAAACCUGCAAGAAAAAGUAAUAUUUAACAAUAAAAAAGAUAUUUAUGAUGAUGAAACUAUGAACAAUAAUACAUUACCUGUACGAAAGCCUGUCACGAUCCCAAUAACUGUUCCUGUUCUUAAAAAGGCUGUUCAUAAAAGAAAUUUAUAUGGUCGUGUAUGGGGAUUAGCACGAACAGUCACUUUACUUGCAGUUGAGCAAGAAGAUGAUGAAAUAACUCUUAUUCUUCUAGAUUAUAUUAGAAGAAAAUCCAAUCGAAAUAUGCCUGAAAGACUUCCAAUAAUAAUUAAUGAAAGAUCCACUAUUGAUGAAGUAUCUGAUAAUCCUCAAGAAAUUCAAAGGAACUAUAAUGAUACUAAUUCUAGAAUAGAGAAUAGGAGUCAGAUAGAAGAAGAUGAAACUGAAAAAGACCGAGAAAUUAUAGAUACAAACCUUCAAAAUAUGAAAAUCUGA